Messenger RNA from Symbiodinium natans, 441 nucleotides. The record is from the annotation of a GenBank genome assembly. Lineage: Eukaryota; Dinophyceae; Suessiales; Symbiodiniaceae.
AUGUUUGUGCACGGUGGAGAUGACAACGUCUUCUACGGUGACCUAUGGAGCUACAGCUGGUUGGCCAACUCACAACUCGUGGACCCUGCUCACCCCACCUGGCACAGGAUGGCACCAGGGUUGAGCACGCGGCCCUGUGGAACCCAGUCAGGUCAUGCUCCUCACAGGGGGCAGGCACCCUGGGCAGCCUUGGGCAACGACCUUGCCCCGGGCCGACGCCAGACGUCCACGUCCUUCGUCUGGGACACGACGACAGGGGUGGCGCUCCUCUUCGGAGGAAACCUGCAAAGUCCACCGGCAUCCAACGACUUGUGGCAGUACACGUACCAGACAAACACCUGGACGGAGCUCUUCCCCGGGCAAUUGUUUUGGGUGCCUCGCCCGCGAAGCUGGCGGACCACCAAGGAGCAGACUGCGCACGUUGCAGGCGGCUUUGAUUGA